AGCGCUCGCAGCUCAGAAACUGCCAGCAGAGAUCACAGGAGCUGGAGCCGGGACUGGAGAAGGGAGCGAGUGGCAGCAGCAGUAUCAGUGAAUUGUGUUUGGAAAGGCAGGGGUAGGAGGCAAAGCAGCAAAGGCGAGGGGAAAAGAAAACUGAUCCGGACCCUCAUUAGCAAGAAAAAUGAGGGUUCUCGGGACACAGGCUUUAAAGGAAGACAUGGCGAGGGAAAUUUAAGAGAAUCCGAGAUAAGCCCCAGAGCGAUUGGGGGAAUGAAAGUUUGGAGCUGCCGAGCUGCUCUCUGUCUUUUUCGAAUUACCUCCUUUGGCUGGUCGUAAUCAUUUUUGGGGUGGUGGUGGUGGUCUGAUUUUUAAUUUUUGUAAAACAAUCUUUCCUGUCUUUCAUGUGUUUUUCUUCGUCUGAGGGGGGCAUGCCCAUCGGUUCUUCCUGCAGCCUUUCCCGCUCCUGCGAUCAGGAAGCCAAACCGAGGACAAUCUUGAAAGAUACCAAUUCCCCAGGAUUUGCUGUUGCUGCCUCCACCGGCUCUCCGGCUGCCGCGGUGCAGUGCCAGGACUCUGGGAAUAAAUUAAAACGGGCUCCUGUGUCUAUAUAGCCACCUACCUACCUAUUGCCUCUAGUUGGUCAUUUCUUGCGAAGAUCACCGAUGAGGUGGGAGCUCUGCCUGGCGUCCUCCCGUACUCAUCUCGGGUGAUUUAUUUAUUUUCUUUUGAAGGAAGGCGAUGGGGGAGAAGAGAGAAAAUGAAGGAAAAGGAAUGAUCAUAAAUCCCUUUUAGAGCCCUCAUCCAUCUCUGCCCCCACCCCUCCCUCCCCACACAAGAGUGUUUCCUGGAGGAGGAGGGUUUUUUUUGUUGUUUUUUUUUUGAGAAAGAGGCAGUGCUGGUGUCGGGGAGGGGGGAUCUCUUUCCCCUUUUGGAGAUGGUCGUGCUAUUCCUCUUUGCCUUAAUCUGGAUGGUGGAGGGAGCCCUUUCGCAGCUUCACUACACGGUGCAGGAGGAACAGGAGCAUGGCACUUUCGUGGGGAAUAUCGCCGAGGACCUGGGCUUGGACAUUACAAAACUUUCCGCUCGCCGCUUCCAGACGGUGCCCAAUUCGCGGAGCCCUUACCUGGACCUCAACCUGGAGACCGGGGUGCUCUACGUGAACGAGAAGAUCGACCGCGAGCAGAUCUGCAAGCAGAGCCCCUCCUGCCAGCUGCACCUGGAGGUCUUCCUGGAGAACCCACUCGAGCUCUUCCGCGUGGAGAUUGACGUGCUGGACAUCAACGACAACCCGCCCGCCUUCCCGGAGCCCGACCUGACCGUGGAGAUCUCGGAGAGCGCCACGCCAGGCACCCGCUUCCCUCUGGAGAGCGCUUUCGACCCGGACGUAGGCACCAACUCGCUGCGCACCUACGAGAUCACCCCCAACAGCUACUUCUCGCUGGACGUGCAGACGCAGCCCGACGGCAACCGCUUUGCCGAGCUGGUGCUCUCCAAGCCCUUGGACCGGGAGCAGCAAGCAGUGCACCGCUACGUGCUGACGGCUGUAGAUGGAGGGCAGCCCCAGCAGCGCACCGGUACCGCUCUGCUCACCAUCCGCGUGCUGGAUUCUAACGACAACGUGCCCGCCUUCGAGCAACCCGUCUACACGGUCUCCCUGCCCGAGAACUCGCCGCCGGGCACGCUGGUGCUGCAGCUCAACGCCAGCGACCCGGACGAGGGCCAAAAUGGAGAGAUCAUCUACUCGUUCAGCAGCCACAUCUCCGCCCGGGCACGGGAGCUGUUCGGGAUCUCGCCGCGGACGGGCCGCCUGGAGGUCAACGGCGAGUUGGACUACGAGGAGAGCAGCGUCUACCAGGUGUACGUGCAAGCCAAGGACCUGGGGCCCAAUGCCGUGCCCGCCCACUGCAAGGUGCUGGUGCGGGUGCUCGACGCCAACGACAACGCGCCGGAGAUCAGCUUCUCCACCGUCAAGGAGGCGGUGAGCGAGGCGGCGGCGCCGGGCACGGUGGUGGCACUCUUCAGCGUCUCCGACCGGGACUCGGAAGAGAAUGGGCAAGUGCAGUGCGAGCUGCUGCAAGGCGACGCGCCUUUCCGCCUGAAGAGCUCCUUCAAGAACUACUACACCAUCGUCACCGAGGGGCCCCUGGACCGCGAGCAGCCCGGCGGCGACGCCUACACGCUGACGGUGGUGGCGCGGGACAUGGGCGAGCCGGCGCUGAGCACCAGCAAGUCCAUCCAGGUGCGCGUCAGCGACGUGAACGACAACGCGCCCCGCUUCUCGCAGCCCGUCUACCAGGUCUACGUGAGCGAGAACAACGUGCCGGGCGCUUACAUCUACGCCGUCAGCGCCACGGACCGCGACCAGGGCGCCAACGCGCAGUUGGCCUACUCCAUCCUGGAGAGCCAGAUCCAGGGCAUGUCGGUCUUCACCUACGUCUCCAUCAACUCCGAGAACGGCUUCCUCUACGCGCUGCGCUCCUUCGACUACGAGCAGCUCAAGGAGUUCAGCUUCCAAGUGGAAGCCCGCGACGCCGCCGGAGGAGGCGAGGAGCCCAACGGCGAGGAGGCGCUGGCCGGCAACGCCACCGUCAACAUCCUGGUGGUGGACCAGAACGACAACGCGCCCGCCAUCGUCAGCCCGCUGCCCGGCCGCAACGGCACGCCGGCCCGAGAGGUGCUGCCCCGCGGCGCCGAGCCAGGCUACCUGGUGACCCGCGUGGCGGCCGUGGACGCUGACGACGGCGAGAACGCGCGCCUGACCUACAGCAUCGUGCGGGGCAACGAGGCCAGCCUCUUCCGCAUGGACUGGCGCACGGGCGAGCUGCGCACGGCCCGCAAAGUGCCCGCCAAGCGCGACCCGCAGCGGCCUUACGAGCUGGUCAUCGAGGUGCGCGACCACGGGCAACCGCCGCUCUCUUCCACCGCCGCCCUCCACGUGGUCUUGGUGGACAGUGCAGUGGAGCGCCAGGGGGCGGGCGCGGGCGGCGGCGGAGGCCCCGGGGGCGGCGGGGGGCUAGGCCCCGGGGGCGCAGGAGGCCCCGGGGGCGAGCACCGGCCCAGCCGCUCGGGGGGCGCGGGGGCCGGCGAGACCUCGCUGGACCUGACGCUGAUCCUCAUCAUCGCCCUGGGCUCGGUCUCCUUCAUCUUCCUGCUGGCCAUGAUCGUGCUGGCCGUCCGCUGCCAGAAGGAGAAGAAGCUCAACAUCUACACGUGCCUGGCCAGCGACUGCUGCCUGAGCUGCUGCUGCUGUUGUCCGUGCUGCAGCCGCCAGGCGCGGGCCCGCAAGAAGAAGCUCAGCAAGUCGGACAUCAUGUUGGUCCAGAGCGCCAACGUGCCCAGCAACCCCGCCCAGGUGCCCGUCGAAGAGUCGGCCAGCUUCGGCUCCCACCACCACAACCAGAACUACUGCUACCAGGUCUGCCUCACACCCGAGUCGGCCAAGACCGACCUGAUGUUCCUCAAGCCUUGCAGCCCUUCCCGCAGCACGGACGCCGAGCACAACCCUUGCGGGGCCAUUGUCACGGGGUACACCGACCAGCAGCCUGACAUCAUCUCCAAUGGCAGUAUAUUGUCCAGCGAGACUAAACACCAGCGUGCAGAGCUCAGUUAUCUAGUUGAUAGACCAAGGCGGGUAAACAGUUCUGCAUUCCAGGAAGCAGACAUAGUAAGCUCUAAGGACAGUGGUCAUGGAGACAGCGAGCAAGGAGACAGCGAUCAUGACGCCACUAAUCGAGGUCAAUCCUCUGGCAUGGAUCUCUUCUCUAAUUGCACGGAGGAGUGUAAAGCAUUGGGCCACUCGGAUCGGUGCUGGAUGCCCUCUUUUGUCCCUUCUGAUGGACGCCAGGCUGCGGAUUACCGCAGCAAUCUUCAUGUACCCGGUAUGGACUCUGUUCCAGACACUGAAGUGUUUGAAACACCAGAAGCCCAGCCAGGGGCAGAGAGGUCCUUCUCCACCUUUGGCAAAGAGAAGGCCCUUCACAGCACUCUGGAGAGGAAGGAACUGGAUGGACUGCUGUCUAAUACACGAGCGCCUUACAAACCACCAUAUUUGAGCCUUGCCAUUUGUGGAUCUCAAAGUGGAUUAUAAAGUGAUAUAAGACCUGCAGAUCCUCUGUGAGAUAGCACGGAAAAGGAUAUGCUAGUCAAUUCUACGGGACUUAUCUGAAGCAGCAUGAUUUGCACAAAAGUCGACCAACAAAAGCAUCAACUUUUCAACUUCAUUAUCUUGGCCAUCUGAUUCUGUGUUACCUGAAGAAUGAACCGUGCUGUAGAAGACAUCGUGGCCAAUCAUAGGACCUAACUGCUCUCAGCAGGCCUGAGAAAUGAGUUGAAAUGUCUGGAACUGUAGACACUUAAAGAGGCAACUGAUUUUGCCUCUCUGAUCAGUGUGUGCCUGUUUACAGCACUAUAUAGAUCUCUCUUUCUCUCUCUCUCUUUCUCUCCAAAAUGUCACUGAGCCCUUUAGAUGUUUAUAUUCGCCACAAGAAGCCAAUCGUACAGAUUAAAAGGAAAAAAAGGAAGUGUGCAUUAUAAAUGCAAUAUCACUGUUUUAAACUUGACUGUUUUAUAUUAUUUUUGUGUGAACAAGUGUUCCCCAAACUACUCCAACUUUACAAAAGAAAUUGUGAAUCAUGUUCUUUUCACCAGUGGGUCAUGAAAAUGUUGUUAAUCUGAAGACCCACAAAAUAUCAAAGACAUUCUGUAGUUUAUACACCGUGUUGCAAAGUGUUUACUGUACUAUUUCAAAGCUUCUAAAUAAAUAUAAAAUAUAUAUAUUAUAUUACAUAUAAUUUUCCGGGAAACGUGGUACCAUUUAGUUGAUUUUUAAAUGAAUUCAUACAGUCCGCACCAUACACUAAAGUGAGAAGGUAAUUCAGGGUCCUUAAAUUAUCCUUGCCUAAAAAUAAAAUAAAUCUUUAAUAAUACUUCCCCAAUUUUUGUACUUUGGUCAAUCCUGUUUGUCCUUGUUAAAAAAAAAAAAAAAAAAAGCUGUAAGCAACAACUUUUUUUCCUGAAAGUUGUACUGAAUUUUCAAUGCCAAAGAUACAGCUAUCAAUAAUUAUGAAAAUGAGCACUGACUAUGUACUAUCAAAAGUAUAUAUAUAUCAACCACCAUUAUUUUGAUUCUAUUUCUAUGGCUUUUAAUUUGAAUCAACAAAACUUUUUAUAAAGUCUCUAUAAACUCACAUGUAUAUGUUGUUAAAAAGUACACUGGGUGUCUGUACAUUUUGCAAUGUAAGAUAUGUAAGCGAAGAUUAACUAUUUUAAGGAAAUCUUCUCCCACAGCUCAUAUCUAACAUACAUAAUCCUUUCACAUAGUUUUGUGCAAAUAUAUCUUUGCUUGCAAUUGUUUUUGAAGGAAGGCCGAUCACAAAGUCAACCAUGUCAAGCCAUCAAUUUGAAUUUGUCUCUUUAAUACAAAAGCAAUCUGAAGUUUAGAAUAGUCAAUACCAGCUUCACUGAUAACUGGGUUGGUCCCAUGUGUUAGUUUUGUAGUAAUAGUGUGAUUUGAAGUAUCUCAGAAAGGAUAUUUUUUAAUUAGUAAAAGACAAAUUGUUCAAAAGCUCAAAACCUUGCCAAGUAGAAGUUACCUUUAAUUUCAUGGAAUACUCUUAUAAGUAGUAUUGAAAAAAGUGAAAUAUAGUAAGGUGUUUCCCUUUCUUUCAUUUUUACAUACGCUUCUGUCUUUUUUUCUUAUAACUACCUGCCAAGUGUUCAAGUGAAAUUGUAAAUUCAUAUCUGUGACAAUAGCAGUUGUUUCAACUGGAGAUAAUACUUAGAUGCGGUUACUGAUAUCCUGACUAAGCAUGAAGAUGCAGCAGAAGACCUCCCCACUUCCACAGCAUGCACGGGGGAGGGAGGGAACCAAUUUUCACUGACCUUCCCUGCCUAUGGAAUUGCUCUAACCUUGAGCAGUUCCAAAUAUAUGAUCCAUGUUCAGUGGAAGUGAGAAAGCUUCUGCCUGUUGUUCAGCAGUGUCCAGCUGUGAGAAGGCAGCUCCUGCUACAUUCUUGGUCAGGAUGUCAGCCAGUGUCCCUUUGAAUUAGUGGGAAAUAUCACUUUAUUUUGGGUUUGGGAUCAUAAUAGAUGAUCCCAAAUUUGCUUCCUUGUUCAUGUCAAGUACAUUUUCUUCACAGGGUCAAAUAUGGUUAUGUAUUAAAUAAGGCUGGGAAAAGUAGCCCUUGCACUUUUAAAAAAGUGAAAAACACUAUCUCAUGAAUAUGGUUUGAUCCAGAGUGUUUGGAGUGAGGUGCCAUCAAUGUGCUGAUGACAUUCAGCUCUAUUUCACCUUUCCAUCAGAUUUGGUGAGGCAGAGUAGGUGCUGAAUGGCUCUCUAGAAUCAAUAAUGGCCUAACAAGAUUAAUCUCAGUCCAGAAAGUUCUGUUGGUGGGUGGUUCAUCUGACUGAGGCAGUAAGUAGUGUUCACCCUAUUCUGCAUGGGGUUGCACUCACCUUAAGGAUCAUAUAUGCAGUUUUGGGGUACUAAUUUUAAUUGAAGGCCCAUGUGAUUCAGUGGCUCAGAAUUAUGAUUAGUGUGCCAACUGGCAUCCAUCCUAGGUAAAGAUAGCCUGGCCACUUUUACCCAUGACCUUCCAGACUUGAUUAUUGCGAUGAAUUCCAUAUGGAUCUGCUUUUGAAGACGUCUUGGAAACUUCAGUGAGUGAAAAAUACAGCUACUGUGUUAUACUGAGACCAGCUAUAGGGAACAUAUGUAUUUUGUCAGUUCCCAAACAAUUGCACUGGUUCUUGGUCUAUUUCUAGACAUUAAAGCCCUAAAUGACUUGAGACUUGGCUACCUCAAGGACUGCCUCCUUCCAGAUGACCCUGUGUUCAUCUUCAUAGGCCCAGUGGGCCAAGCCACAUUCUGAAAUUAGGUAGGUGAUGACCAGAGAGGUUUUCCCGGUUAUUUUACUCUGCAUCUGGAAUGUUCUUCCUUAGGAAGUUUCACUUGGUGCCAAAUCUGAUGUCUUUCCAAUGCCAGGUGAAGUUGUUUUUAUUUGCUCAGGCUUUGCUGCAUUUCAGCUAGCUGGUUCUUAACCGGAUGAAUUUUAUUAGCUUGACCAGAUGUUGGUUUUUUUAACCACUUCUUUGGUUUAAAAUUAUAUUAUGUGUUUAAGCUGCAUUGCAUAUACCAUUUUUUGUUAGCCAGCCUAGGAGUUCAUAUUCUGAAGGGUAGCAUAUAACAUUUUAAUGUAAAUAGACAUCAGUACACACAUAGGGCUCUGUGUGUGCAGUCUUCCCCAUUCACUUCAAUGGAGAGCAGCUCUGUGCAUUCCUUUGUACAUCUGGAUGUGUGUUCAUUAGCGCCCUCUUGCCUACAAACUUUUCCAAGAUGAACAGCCCUAUUCAGACAUUACAUAAUAUAUAUAUACAUACAGGUAUCUGUACACAUAUACAUGUUCGUGUGUGUGAAUGACUGUGCAUGUGCUCCUUUUAAGAGUGAACCUGGGUACAGGCACCCUCAAAUGAAGGGCACAGAUAGGAGGUGUACUACUAUAUGUGAAUGACCAUAAUGUGUAAUCUGUAUGUGCGUACAGAUCUGUACGUGCAUAUAUUGUAUACAGAUUGUAUGUUGUGCGUUGGAUGUAACGUAUGAAUAAGGCUUCUUUCUAAAAUUUAUUCAGUCAAUCUCUACCAUAUUCCAAGUCAUAUGAAUGGGAAUUGUGUGUACAAAUUAUUAUAAGAGUUGAAUUGUGAGUGUGUUAGUUUCCAAAUGCUAACAAAAUAUUCCUGCUUUUUAAAAACAACACACCCUUUCAAUGCAUAUUUCUAAAUUAUUUGUUUGAUUAUCUACAGAAAUUUCUUGGGAUCCUUUUAACGAUGUGUAUUAUAUAUGAAUCACAAAAAAAGCACAGAAAAUAACUAUUAAUUUGAGAAACACAGCCGUAAAAAUCUUCUUUAGCUUUAGGUAAUGGAAGUUUUGGUCACCUCUAUGCCUUGUUAGUUUUAUGAAAAAAAAUGGGCUAUUUUAGUACUGAAAUGUGUGAAGAAUAUUUCAUUUGAAGAAGUCUGUCAACUUGUUGCUGCUUUUAAGACAAGUAAUUGAAUGCCCCUCCUGGAAUUGGUUUUGCUUUAUUUUUUAUAGCUUCUCUAUAUGGAGGCAUAUAAUGUAAAUUAGGGUUGUUUCUAGUCCUGUGGAGAAAAAAAAAUCACAUUUUCCUUUUUAUAGACUAUUAAAGUGUUUUUAUUUACUGAAA
Messenger RNA from Hemicordylus capensis (graceful crag lizard), 8195 nucleotides. It is a transcript of the gene PCDH10, whose product is annotated as protocadherin 10. The transcript has 6 exons. Lineage: Eukaryota; Metazoa; Chordata; Lepidosauria; Squamata; Cordylidae. Gene Ontology annotation, biological process: homophilic cell-cell adhesion. The record is from RefSeq and is a predicted model, not a curated record. Gene Ontology annotation, molecular function: calcium ion binding. The coding region runs from base 932 to 4084 and encodes 1050 amino acids. Gene Ontology annotation, cellular component: plasma membrane.